AUGUCCUCUCCAAACACCACUCACGUUUCUGGUCUUGCAGAGGUUCCAAUCUCAACUCCGUCCAGUGACAGGAGCGAUUGCACCUUACAAGGCGAAGUCACAACUGCAGUCACCAUGGAUGCAGGGAAAAUCAACCAGCCAAUGUCGACGGCGCCUCGAUCUGAACCAAGUUCGUCCCCUGCUCCAGUCCCGAAGACGUCCAGACACUCUUGGCCUGGCUUCACCCAUAGCGACCUCAUGCGCAAAGCAAAGCAGUCGAACACUCCCUGGGGAUAUCAUGCUCGAUCAAGAGACGUGCUAUGGGAAAUGCGCAGUACUUACAACACACGCCGACCAGAGCUGCCCAAGGGCAUUGCUCAUUACACUGCUGAGGCACUGCAGUUCUACACCAGUGUCUUGAACAAAACCAAAGCCGAGCACAAAGACAAAAUCCAAGGCACCAAGAAGUCACCGACAACCACAGACGACAACACAAGACAUCAGAUGGGUUCCGUCCAGAACGGCAAUGCAUUGGGAUCAACCGGGUCGACUCCGCCAGCAACUCCGGUCACUAGAAAGAGACCAGCGGCGGAUGAUUUGGAUGGCUCGGAGGAUGCCAGUCCAUUCAAGAAACGUGCUAGCCCAUCGAUUCACAAUCAGACCGUUCCAGCGGCACACUCCAUGAACAGCGGACGUCGCAGAAAAGUCAUCAUCGAUUCUGAUGAUGAAGUUGAAACGUCCAUCUCUCAAGAGACACCCUCAAAGAAGUCUGUUGCGCAAGAAGCCCACCCUCCAUCAAAGACUGUCACCCCCGAGCCAUAUGCUCCAUCCAUUGAAGAUGUCGGCCGUUCUCAACCCCUGUUGCUGCCCCCAUUUCCGAUUCUCGCCGCUCUCACUUCCGAUGCCGCUGCAUCCUUGACUCACAUCAAGAAACGUCGCCGGGUAGGAAGUCCUUCAAACAAUUCAUUAUGGAAAAGCAUUGACUCUUGCCAGGGGGACCCAGAUACUGAAGAGCCUGCCGCAAAGAAGGCACGAGACUACCGACAUGUGCGGCCGGAAUCUAACAAAGAGAACCGGGACCAACCGAAGAAAGAGAGAUUGAUGGCGCAGAACAAAGCGAAAAAUAUGAAAACACUUCCAGGCAAACCCCUGUACGAAACAAAAACAGUGACAAGCAAGAAGCCAAAGACUUUCCAAAUUGCCAGAGAUGAUGAUCAUGAUGGUGCCGGUGAGGUCGAACCUGAGAAUUCAAGCGAGUCCAAAACCAUUAAGGCAUUCACUGCAAAGUAUCGAACUCGAUCAGUAACAUCGGCGACUGCUAUUUCCAAGCAAGCAAUGAAACAUACGGAUGCCCCCUUCAGCAAAGCCUCAUCAUCGAAGACACACGGAGCCGUCGAAGAGGUGGGUUCUUCGACCUCACAUUCCGGAACCCAAACAGCAUCUGCUGCUCUUGCAUCUCAUAAGGGCAAAGUGGUGAAACCGACAAAAAAGACAACAGAUCCAACCACAUUCAAAGCGGACAAGGUGAAUGCAAAUGCUCCAGCCAACGAGAAUCCAAAACUAGCACGAGGUGUCGCAGUUAGAUCGGGUAGCAACACAUCCAGAUCCGACAGAGCUGAAAGACGUACGAGGUCAACCAAGGAGUCAGCACGCAGAUAUCUUCGCUUUUGA
This is a messenger RNA of Exophiala mesophila, 1650 nucleotides long. RefSeq lists its product as uncharacterized. Lineage: Eukaryota; Fungi; Ascomycota; Eurotiomycetes; Chaetothyriales; Herpotrichiellaceae. The record is from RefSeq and is a predicted model, not a curated record. The coding region runs from base 1 to 1650 and encodes 549 amino acids. The transcript has 2 exons.